UUUUCUAAAUCAACAUGGCUGUGAUAUUUAUGUGACAUAAUAUCAAAUAAUAUCUAUAUCAAGUCCUUAGAAUAUGUCUGACAAGGAUAAAAAUGAUAAGCCAGAGCAGUUGGAUAAUUCCAGUCAGGAAGAUGAGCUCGAAGCCAAUCAGACCCUUUUGGAGCCCAAUGCCGAGAGCAUCAGUGCAUCGCCCUCGAUUCUGCGACCCAUCAACACUCCAAGGCGAGAUGUCUCGAAUGCUCCCUCGAUUGUCCUUUCGCUGCCAGUUACCGAGAUGGACAACGUGCCCGAAGAAACCCCGGAGCAGCGGCAACGAAGACGGAUGAGGUUCCUCGAGCUGCGGCGGGAACAUUACAACUAUAUGCAUCACAGUGAGCAGUGCAACAUGUCGGAAACGGAUGAUGAAGAUCACUCAGCCAAUCAACCCAAGACCCAGGAACAGAACAAGCCCCAAUAAAAGCCCAUUCUACAUAUACAUUUUUGUCGCUAUAACCUUAUUAUAGACAUCCGCU
Messenger RNA from Drosophila suzukii, 512 nucleotides. RefSeq lists its product as uncharacterized. Gene Ontology annotation, molecular function: protein phosphatase inhibitor activity. The record is from RefSeq and is a predicted model, not a curated record. Gene Ontology annotation, biological process: regulation of signal transduction. Lineage: Eukaryota; Metazoa; Arthropoda; Insecta; Diptera; Drosophilidae.